Chinchilla lanigera (long-tailed chinchilla) is the source of this 1077-nucleotide messenger RNA. It is a transcript of the gene Lxn, whose product is annotated as latexin. NCBI's taxonomy places the organism in Eukaryota, Metazoa, Chordata, Mammalia, Rodentia, Chinchillidae. The record is from RefSeq and is a predicted model, not a curated record. The coding region runs from base 184 to 849 and encodes 221 amino acids. Gene Ontology annotation, molecular function: metalloendopeptidase inhibitor activity. The transcript is spliced from 6 exons.
GCUCCCAGACACAGGGAGCACGGCGCACAGAGCUGCUUCCAGGAAGGAGGAAGCGGGGAGAAGGAGCCGAGUCCAGCGCACUCCCAGCCCGAGCCAGGCGUCGCCCUUCCGCAGGAGCUCCGCGGCAGGCGGCAGAGCGCGCCUGCACCCUCCCGAUAAGCCGGAGCAGCCCGCGCUCUCCCCAUGGAAAUCUCGCCCAACCACUACGCAGCCUCCAGGGCGGCCUCGGUGGCGGAGAGCUGCAUCAACUACCAGCAAGGGAGCCCCCACAAAGUGUUCCUGGUGCAGGCUGUACAGCAGGCCCGCAAGGAGGAUAUUCCAGGAAGAGGACACAAAUACCACCUUAAAUUUUCUGUGGAAGAAAUUAUCCAAAAACAAGUUACAGUGAACUGCACUGCUGAAGUACUUUACCCUCCAGUGGGACAAGGCUCUGCACCAGAAGUCAACUUCACAUUUGAAGGAGACAUUGGGAAGAACCCGGAUGAAGAAGAUAACACAUUUUAUCAAAGACUCAAGUCCAUGAAGGAACCACUAGAAGCACAAAAUAUUCCAGAUAGUUUUGGAAAUGUACCUCCACAGAUGAAGCCAGUUCGACACUUAGCCUGGGUUGCCUGUGGUUAUAUAAUAUGGCAGAAUUCUACUGAAGACACAUGGUAUAAAAUGGUAAAAAUUCAAACUGUCAAGCAAGUGCAAAGAAAUGAUGACUUUAUUGAAUUAGACUAUACCAUUCUACUUCAUGACAUUGCUUCGCAGGAGAUUACUCCUUGGCAGAUGCAAGUUCUUUGGCAUCCACAGUAUGGUACAAAGGUAAAACACAGUAACCGUCUCCCAAAAGAAACACUGGAAUAAACAAAGACCCUGCAUGGAGAUGACACCUAACAACGCCUCUGGACGAUGUGUGUGCCAGUCUUCCCCGGUAUCUAGUCUAAGGGGCCAAACAAAUCCCCAAGUGUCACUUCGUACAAUAUCUUAUCUACAUAUAUUCCAUAAAAGAGGUGUCCCUACCUAGAAAUGUGUUCAGAACAGUAAAAAUGCUAUGUGUAUCCCAUAAUACAGUUUUACUUUCAGCCUCAUAAA